Molecule: messenger RNA, 1188 nt
Organism: Entrophospora candida
Lineage: Eukaryota; Fungi; Glomeromycota; Glomeromycetes; Entrophosporales; Entrophosporaceae
Source: the annotation of a GenBank genome assembly
AUGCUUUCUUCUGUAACUUCGAAUCAUGAAACUCUAACAUUUCCUACAGACGUCGAAGGAUUUGGUUAUAGAUUUGAUGAAAAUGGCGAAUUAAGACACAUUAAAACAAACGAAAGAUUUGAAUUCGAAGUUACUCCUGGAAAUCAAUAUUAUAAUCAAUGUCAUUAUGAAGCUUUAGGAGAAAUAAUUGGUGAAUACAUUGAAGAAGAAUUGGUAAAAAAAUAUCAAUUUAAGAAACAAAUAAUCCCAAUUGAAGCAAUUGAAGAUGAAACUAUUCCAAAAAGUAGAAUUUACUUGAGUGAAAAUGUUGCAGAUUGUCAGAUUUUAUUAUUCUUGAUUCAAGGUGGCGGAGUCGUAAGAUCUGGUCAAUGGUCACGAAAAGUUAUCAUAAAUGAUUCACUUCAACUUGGCUCAAUGUUUCCAUACAUUGAAAGGGCAAAACAAUUAAAUUGGGGAAUUAUAAUUUUUAAUCCAAACGAACAUUUCGGAAGUUAUAAAGACGGUGAUGAAAGAAAAUUUGGUAAAAUACCUGGGUCUGAAAGUCACCAGAGUCAUUGUAUAUAUGUUUGGGAAAAUAUUGUGAGAAAUAUGACUGCAAAACAUAUUUUAAUAGUAGGACAUAGUUAUGGUGGAAUAAGUGUCAAUGCAAUGUUAGAUGAUUGCAAAGAUUUUAAAGGUCGUGUGUGUGCAAUUGCUUUAACUGAUAGUGUACAUAGCUAUGGUAUGAUACCAGGUUCUUCUAAAAAAUGGUUUAAAAACCACACAAUCAAUUGGAUAAAAUCGUCAUCGCCAACUAAUGAGCCUGUCAAUAAUAAUGCGAAUCAAGUAUUUGGCUGUGAAUGUCGUUCAGCUGAACAAAAAAAUAAUUCAAUUGAUGAUAAUAAAAUGGAAGUUGAAGUAAAAGUUUCAAUUGAUGAUGACAAUAACAAAGUUGAUUACAAUAAAAUAGAACAUACAAAUAUUGAAGAUGGAGAUAUUGAUGAUGUCGACAAUAAUGUCAAUGUUGAAAACGAUAAAAAGAUUGAUGAUGUAGACAAGAAUGUUAUUGUUGAAAACAGUAAAAAGAUUGAUGAUGUAGACAAGAAUGUUAUUGUUGAAAACAGUAAAAAGAUUGAUGAUGUUGACAAGAAUGUUGUUGCUGAAAAGAUUGAAGAUGAUGAUUCUAGAAAAAUUAAAUUUCAAAACUAA